Molecule: messenger RNA, 4344 nt
Organism: Aedes albopictus (Asian tiger mosquito)
Lineage: Eukaryota; Metazoa; Arthropoda; Insecta; Diptera; Culicidae
Exons: 1
Coding region: 1-4344 (1447 amino acids)
Biological process (GO): DNA integration
Molecular function (GO): nucleic acid binding
Source: RefSeq, a predicted model, not a curated record
AUGGAUCAAUCACAGUUUCAGCAGCUCCUGGAACACCAGACUCAUCUAUUCGCGAGGCUGAUGAAGGAAGUAACAGCCAAGCAAGCACCGUCGGGAGCCCCAGCAAUCCCCGUUCCGCAGCCGUCUCCCUUGGUGGUGGAGGGGGACAUGGAAGAAAAUCUGAAUUUCUUCGAAAGAUGCUGGAACGAGUAUUCGAGUGCUACUGGAAUGGACCAGUGGCCGAUUUCUGAGAACGCGAAGAAGGUGAGCAUUCUUCUUUCGGUGAUCGGAGAAGCAGCCAGAAGAAAAUAUUUCAACUUUGAGCUGACGCCGGCCCAGCAAACUGAUCCGGUUACGACGCUGGCGGCAAUCAGAGCAAAAAUUGUGGCGAAACGGAACGUCAUUAUUGAUCGGCUCGAUUUCUUUUCGGCUGGUCAAUUUUCGCAUGAAUCCGUGGACGAUUAUGUGACACGUCUCAAGACUCUUGCCAAAGUAGCAAAGCUUGGCAAUCUUGAGGACGAACUAGUCACCUUCAAGGUCGUGACGGCCAAUCGAUGGCCACAGAUGAGGACGAAAAUGUUAUCCAUUGCUGACAUCACUCUUGCGAAGGCCGUGGAUAUGUGCCGAGCUGAAGAAAUCGCAGCAAAGCGGUCGCUGGAUUUAUCGAUUCCACCCUCGAAACCAGCUGAUGUCAACAAAGUGAGUAAAGGUAAGGCGGCGGCAAGAGCACUACGUUGCAAAUUCUGCGGAGAUCGUCACGAGUUUUCCAAAGGAAGCUGUCCUGCUUUGGGGAAACGCUGCCAUAAAUGCAACGGAAAGAACCACUUUGGAAUAGUAUGCAAGGCUAAGACAAAAUCGAAGCAACACAGAUCUCGUCGAGUAAAGGAGGUGAAGGACAACACGAGCGAGUCCGGCGACGAAACAACAUCGAACGACAGUUCAUCGGAGACAUCGGAAGAAGAAUACGAGAUCGGGAAAAUCUUUGACAACUCGGAUGACGGCGGAAGUGUCCUGGCUGUAUUGGAUCUCAAAUUUGGCGAAGUUUGGAAACCAGUUACUUGUGAAGUGGAUACAGGAGCGAAUACGAGCCUAAUUGGGAUAUCCAGUCUGGUGAAGCUGUGUGGAGUCGAUCCUCCUCUGCUACCCUCCAAACUGCGCCUCCAAAGUUUCGGAGGCAAUCCGAUCAAGGUAUUGGGACAGAUCAAGGUUCCAUGUCGUCGCCGAGGAAAGAAAUACCGCCUUGUGCUCCAGGUAGUGGACGUAGACCACCGUCCACUCCUCUCCGCCAAAGCUUCUCGAGAACUUGGUUUCGUGAAGUUUUGCAAAGCGGUAGUGUUUGGAAAACCGAAUGCUCAGGACGCACCAGAGAAUUUGCUGAACAUAUACCGGAUCAAGGCGCAGGAGAUCAUCAACAAACAUCAGGAUCUGUUCACCGGAUAUGGGAAGUUUGCUGGCACAGUAUCGCUGGAAAUUGACGACAGCAUCGUACCGUCAAUUCAACCUCCCAGGCGGGUUCCGAUAGCGAUGAGAGAAAAGUUGAAGAAGGAACUCGAACAGCUUGAAAGGGACGGCUUGAUUGUGAAGGAGGCAUCGCACACAGACUGGGUAAGUAAUUUAGUCAUCGUGCAGCGGCCAGGGUCGGAUGGUAUUCGAGUCUGCUUGGAUCCCGUUCCACUGAACAAAGCCCUGAAACGUCCAAACCUGCAAUUCGUCACACUUGAUGAAAUUCUGCCGGAGCUCGGAAAGGCCAGGGUAUUUUCAACUGUCGACGCUAAGAAGGGAUUCUGGCACGUGGUACUAGAUGAAGCCAGUAGCAAAUUAACCACAUUCUGGACACCUUUUGGGCGCUUUCGUUGGACACGCUUGCCUUUCGGUAUAGCUUCUGCUCCAGAAAUUUUCCAGCUGGAAUUGCAGGAAGCCAUCGAAGGUCUGGAAGGCGUCGAAUGCAUAGCAGACGACGUGUUGGUGUAUGGAAUCGGUGACACGUUCCACGAGGCGUUGGUGAACCACAACAAGUACUUGGAGGCACUCUUGGUAAGGCUGGAAGAGAAGAACGUGAAGCUGAAUUUAGCAAAACUCAAACUUUGCCAAACUUCAGUGAAGUUUUACGGACAUGUACUCACCGAUCAUGGUCUGAAGCCUGACGAGACAAAAGUAGCAGCUAUUCGAGACUUUCCAACUCCAACUAACCGAAAAGAGGUACAUCGUUUCGUGGGAAUGGUGAAUUAUUUGAGCCGUUUCAUCAGGAACCUUAGCGUAAACCUCACCAAUCUGCGAAGGUUGAUCUCCGAAGAAGUUCCGUGGCAGUGGACGAGUAUCGAAGAGGAUGAGUUCAGCAAGGUGAAAUCGCUGUUUUCCAACAUCGGGACGCUGCGUUACUACGAUCCCAACCUUCCAUUGACAAUAGAGUGUGAUGCAAGCUGCUACGGAUUAGGCGCUGCAGUCUUUCAGGAGGACGGAGUUGUUGGUUUUGCAUCUAGGACGCUAACAGCAGCAGAAAAGAACUACGCGCAGAUUGAGAAGGAGUUAUUGGCGAUCCUGUUUGCUUGUGUAAGAUUUAACCAGCUCAUUGUUGGGAACCCGAAGGCAGUUGUCAAGACCGACCAUAGACCGCUCAUCAACAUCUUUCAGAAACCGCUUUUGUCGGCACCCCGCCGGCUGCAACACAUGCUACUGAACCUGCAGCGGUACUCUUUGUCAAUCGUUUUUGUAACCGGGAAGAACAACGUAGUCGCUGACACUCUUUCUCGAGCGCCGGUGAUCAUCAGCGAACCAGAGGACGAAUACAGGAAGUUGAGUAUCUUCAAGGUGCUCAAAGAAGUCGAGGAUUGCAAGCCCACCAGCUAUUUGAGCAUCUCUGACCAGCGUUUGAGUGAGAUUAUACAGGAAACGAAGAAGGAUUCUUCGAUGCAGCUUAUUGUCGACUACAUCCGUCAUGGCUGGCCAACGACCAUCGACAAGGUACCCGAUAGCGUUAGAAUUUACUACAACUACAAAAACGAAUUGAGCACCGUUGACGGUUUGGUUCUGCGAAACGACCAGAUCGUGGUUCCAUAUGCACUGCGACGAAAGCUGAUCAAAUGCUGCCACGCUAACCAUGGCGGUAUGGAGUCUACUUUGAAACUAGCAAGGGCCAAUCUCUUUUGGCCCGGCAUGAGUUCCCAGAUAAAGGACGUCGUGAAGGAGUGUGCUGUCUGUGCCAAGUACGCUGCUUCUCAACCAAACCCUCCAAUGAUGAGCCACAACAUUCCGGUAUUUCCCUUUCAAAUGGUAAGCAUGGAUGUGUUUCUCGCAGAAUAUCGUGGUCGUAAGAGGAACUUCCUGAUUUCGGUCGACCACUACUCCGACUUUUUCGAGGUCGAUCUUCUGGAGGACAUGACGCCGGAUUCCGUCAUUCGCAUAUGCAAGAAAAAUUUCGCCCGUCACGGAGUCCCUCAAACAGUGCUAACGGACAACGGCACUAAUUUUGUUAAUCGCAAAAUGGUUGUGUUCGCAAGGGACUGGGAUUUUGAACACAUCACGUCGGCACCACAUCACCAGCAGGCAAACGGGAAAGCGGAGGCUGCUGUUAAAAUCGCCAAGCGGAUGAUGAAGAAAUGUGAGGAGACAGGUGAAGAUUUUUGGUUCGCUCUACUCCAUUGGCGUAAUGUGCCCAACAAAAUUGGGUCCAGUCCAGUGGCUCGCCUCUUCUCGCGAUCGACGAGGUGCAGCGUUCCAUCAUCUGUAACGAAUUUGUUUCCCAAAGUGGUGGAGGAUGUACCUGAAACAAUUAAAAAGCAACGUAAACGUUCCAAAUUCCACUACGAUGCCAAGUCUCGCAACUUACCUGACUUACAGGUGGGUUCCCCCGUGUACGCUCAGCUGAAUCCGCAAGAAACCAAAAUAUGGACACCGGGGGUAGUAACGAACCAGCUAAGUGACCGAUCGUACAUGGUGAAUGUUAAUGGCAGUGAAUACCGACGAAGCCUGGUCCACUUGAAGCCACGGUAUGGAAAUGGGGGAGCCGAUGCCAGCUGCGAAUCAGCACCACAUUUGGGCCAGCCGAUCGCAUCGGAUCCAGCUCCGAUUAUUUGUGCACCUUCAACGCCGACAAUGUUUUCUGCGACUCCACAACCAAACGAAAAUCUUCGAGCCAGCUGCCGUGUUGAUGAAAAUAUUACGCCUCCUGCGAUCCAGUCGUUUUCGUCGUCCACAACACCAGUGACAGCACCGAAAGGCACAACGACAGCGCGUGAUGAUGAGGUGCAGCAACGCGUCGAGAAGCAAACCACACAACAAGUGACUCACGGUUCAACAUGCACCCGACCCAGACGUGAAACGCGCAUGCCGCGCAAGUUCAAAGAUUAUGAUUUGAGUUUUGAUUAA